AUGUUUAAGCUCUUCUCAAAAAAGAAGCAACAAAUUAAUAACUCCGAAACUUCUCUGGAAGAAGAUAUCGAAGUUGACAACACCAUUCUCGAUGACAAACAGAUUGUGAAUCAAUUAAAGGAGAACGAUUAUACCUACGAACUCAGAGAUGAUUUUGAUAUUGAUCUUCGCAAAAAAGAGGAAGAAUAUUCUGAAGAUUUUCAGACAAGCUCAAGUUCAACGUCAGAUGAUGUAUCCUUAGAAAAUUCGAAAUGGCAAAAUCCAAAUUAUUUCAACUCAACCUUUAAGGAAUAUGUCUUUAUAAUAUCUUGUAUGCUAGCAAAUUUAUUAAAUCAAGCAGGUCAAACGCAAGUCUUGUCUACAAUGAAUGUUAUUUCUGACGCUUUUAAUUCGGAUGACACAAAGAAACCCUGGUUGAUGGCUUCAUUUCCUUUAGUAUCCGGAUCAUUUAUUCUAGUUGGUGGGAGGCUUGGUGAUAUAUAUGGCCUUAGAAUCGUUUUAAUAUGGGGUUGUAUUAUUAUGACUAUAUGGUCAUUGAUUUGCGGUUUCGCCAAUUAUUCUGGAAGUGACGCAUUUUUUAUCGUUUGCAGAUCAUUCCAAGGGUUAGGUAUUUCACUUGUUUUACCAAAUAUUAUGGGAUUGGUAGGUAACAUUUACAAAGUUGGAUCUUUAAGAAAAAAUAUUGUCAUUAGUCUAAUUGGUUGCAUGGCACCUGUUGGUGCAACAUUUGGUGGUUUAUGGGGUGGCUUAAUUGUAUACGAAGAUCCUACACAAUGGCCUUGGAUUUUCUAUGCAUAUGGUAUUGCUUCUUUCGUGAAUCUAUUAAUGAUCCUAUACACGGUCCCAAAAAACAUUCCCACCAACAUUAACGGUUUUAAGAUGGAUUGGAUCGGCUCAGUAAUUGGUGUUCUUGGUUUAAUCAUUUUCAAUUUUGUUUGGAAUCAAGGUUCAAUUGAUGGAUGGCAAAAGGCUUAUGUUAUCGUUUUACUGAUUAUUUCAACUUUCUUACUUAUUUCCUUCUUCAUUUAUGAAAUAAAAUGGGCGGAACAUCCUCUGUUACCACCAGCCGUCACAAAGAAUCGUAAUAUAAUAACAAUUCUCAUUUCUUUAUUCUUUGGUUGGGGUUCCUUUGGUAUCUGGACCUUUUAUUACUAUUCCUUCAAUCUAAAUUUGAGACACUUUAGUCCAUUAUGGGCAGGUAGUACUCAUUUUAUCUUUAUUAUUUUUGGUACACUUGCUGCAUUUUUUGUUGCUUUUUUCAUGAAGAAGAUCGGUCCAUCUAUUGUAUUUUGUUUAUCUUCUAUUGGGUUUACUUGUGGUUGCAUAAUUUUUAGUGUCACACCACCAAGUCAAACCUAUUGGAGGAAUAGUUUAGGGAUGCAAGUUGUUCUUGCUAUGGGUAUGGAUUUCUCAUUUCCAGGUUCUUCUAUUAUUUUAAGUGAUGAAUUACCUAUGGAAUAUCAAGGUAUGGCCGGUUCUCUUGUCAAUACAAUUGUCAACUAUGCAACAUCAUUAUUCUUAGAUAUGGGUACCACUGUAGAGGCACAAAUCAAUAAAAGUGGAACAAAUACCUUAGGCGGAUAUAGGUCGGCUUUAUACUUAGGUAUUGGUCUAGGUGGUAUCGGUUUCCUAUUUUCCUUUUCUUACAUGGUAGAAGAUCUAUGGAGAAAUCAUAGACUAAGAAUGAAGAGGAGGGUAGAGUCACAAACCAACUUGAGUUAA
Molecule: messenger RNA, 1722 nt
Organism: Maudiozyma barnettii
Lineage: Eukaryota; Fungi; Ascomycota; Saccharomycetes; Saccharomycetales; Saccharomycetaceae
Gene: ATR2
Product: Atr2p
Exons: 1
Coding region: 1-1722 (573 amino acids)
Biological process (GO): transmembrane transport
Cellular component (GO): membrane
Molecular function (GO): transmembrane transporter activity
Source: RefSeq, a predicted model, not a curated record